GCUGUCAGCAUACUCGCUUUCUCGCCGAUAACACGAAGUAGCAGAACUCGCUGUCAAGCAAAACUCUGAAAAUGGCCGACGCCGCACAAACAAAAUCACCUGCUAAGGCACCAGCAAAGAAGAGGGCAUCCAAGCCCAAGAAGCCUUCAAGUCACCCCAAAUACUGUGACAUGAUCGCAAAGGCUAUCGCCUAUCUGAAAGAACGUGGUGGUUCUUCUCGUCAGGCUAUUCUCAAGUACAUCUUGGCCAACUACAAAGUUGAUGCUAACUCCGCCAGAAAUCACUUGAAGAUGGCUCUCCGCGCUGGUGUAAAGAAUGGUACCCUGAAGCAGUCCAAGGGAGUCGGUGCCUCCGGAUCCUUCAGACUCGGAGACAAGGCCGAGAAGGCAAAGAAGCCAAAGGCCAAGAAAGCUGCCAAGCCCAAAGCCGCCGGAGCUAAGAAGGUGAAGAAGCCAAAGGCAGCUGGCGCCAAGAAGUCUCCCGCUAAGGCAAAGAAGCCAAAGGCCAAGAAGUCUCCCGCGAAGAAGGCACCUAAACCCAAGGCAUCCAGGAAGUCUCCCGCAAAGAAGGCAGCUAAACCCAAGAAGGCGAAGACCACCAAGAAGAAGGCCGCAGCGAAGAAGUAAAUACUGAUGUUGUGAAACAAACUUGUGUAAAUUAUGUACAAACUUUCACACAUAGUGCUAUCAUCAUCACCGCCUCAUCAAGUAUCGUACAUUAACUCAUCGUACCAUUGUGUUCACAUUCGCUCUGCAUCAGGGCAUAACUGGACAGGCAGCAGGUUGACUUCAGUGUGAUGAGAGGAUGUUGACAUCCCUCAUACGGGUCAUCGACAGACAGUAUCAAAAGUGCUCAGACUUUUUCAUUCGUGCAAUUUUGUUUAUUAUUUAUUGUUAUGCAAAAUGCGCACAUCAUUGCUCAUAUCAUUGAUAUCGCGAUUCAUUGUGUAUAUAUACCAUUUCAUGAUAUAAAAGAACGAAGUGAA
Haliotis rufescens (red abalone) is the source of this 985-nucleotide messenger RNA. Its product is annotated as histone H1-delta-like. Gene Ontology annotation, biological process: nucleosome assembly; chromosome condensation; negative regulation of DNA recombination. Bases 72 to 626 code for a protein of 184 amino acids. Gene Ontology annotation, cellular component: nucleus; nucleosome. The record is from RefSeq and is a predicted model, not a curated record. The transcript has a single exon. Lineage: Eukaryota; Metazoa; Mollusca; Gastropoda; Lepetellida; Haliotidae. Gene Ontology annotation, molecular function: nucleosomal DNA binding; structural constituent of chromatin; double-stranded DNA binding.